CGUCCGUCCUAGCGCGCGCCACGUGGCGAGGCAUUGAAUGCUGCCCUAGACCUCGCGCGAUCGCUUUUACAUCUAAAAGAGGGAAUUCGUUGCACCGCUUCCAGUUCCAUUCCCACCUACAAACCCAUUCAGUUACAUCCUUCAUUCUCUCUUUCUUUGUUUUAUCAAUUCCCCAACUCACGGGUUCUCGCGCCGCGAGGGUUUUGCAGGGUUCAGAAAUGGCGGAAUCUUCUGAGGCCAACCAGCCCACGGAGACGGUUGAGGAUAACAGGAAAAUGGUUAAACAUCUUGAUUUCGUCCAAGUCGCAGCGAUUUACAUCGUGGUUUGCAUCUCAAGCCUGUACGAGUACGCCAGGGAGAACUCCGGCCCGCUCAAACCAGGCGUCCAGACCGUCGAGGCCACCGUCAAAACCGUCAUCAGCCCGGUCUACGAGAAAUUCCACGACGUCCCUUUCGAGCUGCUCAAGUUCGUUGAUCGGAAGGUGGACGAGUCGAUUAACGAAUUGGACCGCCACACGCCGUCGCUGCUGAAGCAGGCUUUGAACCAAGCGGUGUCGGCGGCCCGAGCCGUGGCGUCGGAGGUCCAGCGGGUCGGCUUGGUGGAAGCAGCAUCGAACCUAACCAAGAAAGUGUACACAGAGUACGAGCCCACGGCUAAAGAACUCUACACCAAGUUCGAGCCGGUGGCUGAGCAGAAAGCGGUGUCGGCGUGGCGGUCCCUGAACAAGAUUCCCCUGUUCCCUCAGCUAGCCGGAAUUAUGGUCCCGACCGCCGUCUACUGGACGGAGAAAUACAACCAAUCGGUGGUCUACACGGCGGACAGGGGGUACCCGGUGGCGGGAUAUCUGCCAUUGGUGCCGAUAGAGAGGAUCGCUAAGAUCUUUGAGGAGGCUGAGCACGGACCAUCUGUGUCAACGAGGGGAGAAGCUGUGGCGCAGUGAUGGGAUUUGCUUGUGUUUGUGGGGUUGUGAUAGAUUGGGGAAGCCAUGGAUAUUUUGCUUUUGUAUGUGUUUUGGAAGUUUGGUAGAUCGAUAAACAAAGCGAUGUAAACUUUCAAAUUAAGUAAAUGGGUGCGAAUGUUAUAUUUCUUGCU
This is a messenger RNA of Diospyros lotus (date-plum), 1093 nucleotides long. Its product is annotated as stress-related protein. The coding region runs from base 219 to 941 and encodes 240 amino acids. The transcript is spliced from 3 exons. The record is from RefSeq and is a predicted model, not a curated record. Lineage: Eukaryota; Viridiplantae; Streptophyta; Magnoliopsida; Ericales; Ebenaceae.